AUGACUGCCAGCACAUCAGUUGCGGUGGGUUGUGCGGUGGGUAUACCCGUCGGUGUAGGUAUUAUAAUAGCAGUAUGUUUCUGGUUUAACCUACAAAAAAGAUACAAGAGGGAGGAACAAGACGAUAGAGAAUUGGAAAGGGCUAUUUAUGAUGAAAGUGGUUUCGUGUCCUUUGACAAUUUUGGACCCUUAAGAGACAGUAAAGAUGAAGCAGCACUAGCCAGCUCCGAGCUAAAAAAUCCUGAUCACACUUCUGGUUCAUCGGAAGGAUCUGCUCAUCCAGAAGAAAAAGAUGGAAAAUCGCGAGAUCAAGAGAAACCGUUAGGGAAAAAGAAUAGUAAAUACUAUGUGCCAGCAUACCGUAGGAAAAUAAAUUUACUUCAAGUACGAAAUAAUAACUACGGCAAUAAUGCCAGGCAGAAGUCCGUUGUGGAUUUACCAAGUAUAAAUAACAGCUCCAAUGUUUCCUUAUCAUCUUCCCAACGGCAUAUAACAAAGAGACAGAUCAGCGUUUAUGAUCAGAUGGUCCCUGUUAUUUCUGAUGAAGGACCAAACUUUUUCGCAGAUCCUUCCAGUGAUACUAAUACUAGCAAUGACCAAAACAAAGCUUCGAUGAUAGAACUUAAACAUAAUACUCGCCAAUCUAGUAAUGAAAAUCUGAUAAGAAAUUUGCAGAAUCAGGACUUUGGUUCGUAUUACCCAAGGAGAGCUUCAUCCUCGUUUUUAAAUGGUAACAUUUCAAACGCGUCCUUCCAUACAAGGAAUUCCUCUAUAACAUCGGUAAAUAAGCGCGAUGCCCUAGAGGAUGUGUUUGCAACACCCAAAAGUGCGGCUCAAUCACAGUUACCAAACACUUUUGAUAAAGAUAACGAAGGAAUGGAUGCUGACCACUCGGUAAAGGAUAGCAGGUCUGCAAUAACAGAUAAAGAUAAGGAUUUAUACAAAUUACAGAAUAACUAUGAUGUGGGCAAUAUCGGGGAAAUUGCUGAGGAAGAUCAAUACGAAAACGAAUUUACCAACUACUCACAGAGUAAGAGAGAGUUCAUAGAAAGUCUAAGGCCUAAAUAG
Saccharomyces cerevisiae S288C is the source of this 1068-nucleotide messenger RNA. RefSeq names its product Skg1p (gene SKG1). NCBI's taxonomy places the organism in Eukaryota, Fungi, Ascomycota, Saccharomycetes, Saccharomycetales, Saccharomycetaceae. Gene Ontology annotation, cellular component: cellular bud membrane; plasma membrane. The transcript has a single exon. Bases 1 to 1068 code for a protein of 355 amino acids. The record is from RefSeq and is marked reviewed.